Ooceraea biroi (clonal raider ant) is the source of this 9354-nucleotide messenger RNA. RefSeq names its product transcriptional regulator ovo. Lineage: Eukaryota; Metazoa; Arthropoda; Insecta; Hymenoptera; Formicidae. Gene Ontology annotation, molecular function: DNA-binding transcription factor activity, RNA polymerase II-specific; RNA polymerase II cis-regulatory region sequence-specific DNA binding. Gene Ontology annotation, cellular component: nucleus. The record is from RefSeq and is a predicted model, not a curated record. Gene Ontology annotation, biological process: epidermal cell differentiation; regulation of transcription by RNA polymerase II.
CAGGGCGGUGGGGAACGAAAGACAGUCAACGGGGUCCGCGUGCACUUAGCAGGCUCGCGGCGAAGGUACCAAAAGAGGGGGGGAGUGGAGAGCGGGUAGAGGGGAACCGCGACGGGGCCCGGACGGUCGAGUUCACUGCCGAUGGACUCAGUAGCUCGUGAGGAGCCCGAUGGUGGAGUUUCGUUCGACCCGUAGUGCUCGCUCGCAGUCGGAGCUAAAGAUAACUGUAAAUCCGCCGAGCGUGUGAAGUGACAGGAUCAACCGCAUGGACAGAGCGUACCGGAACUAUCGGUCCAAUCGAUCAAUGCUUAUGCGCGCGAGUGAUCAAUCGCAAGUCGUCGAUUGCGAGCGCUUCGGAUUUAGCUUGAAGACGCUCGAGACCCCGCUAUGUUUCCGUGAGGAACCUCUCUGGACGGAAUGUGAAUUUUUGGUCGUCGUGUUCGCGAGAAAAAGUUUCAUACAGGACGGGUGGGAUCCUCACGGUGCCAGGACGCGCAGUGGUCAUCAAGCUGUCACGACCGAAUCGACAGUCAGUGAACGAAGCUUCGAAUUUUCUUUAAGUCACCCUCUCUUGCUUUAGGUCUCGGCCUCGAACUCGCCUCGUGCAAACUCGUCGCGGCUCCCGUGCGCGCCUCGUCGCGUCGCGAGCAACCUUGACUGUAGCUUCGCGGUCCGCGGAGCUCGCGCUCGACCGCGAAAUGUAAUGGAAGUGCGAGUGGGGUAGUAAAUCGUGCGCAGCACCCAGCCUCACGAUGCCGAAGAUCUUCCUGAUCAAGAAUCGGCUGCACCAGCAGCAAUUGCGACUGCUGGAGUCGCAGCAUCUCGGCAAGAACGUAUCACUCGGCAGCGCCAGGGACAACCCGCUGGACAGCUCGGCGCCGCAGCCGCUCAGUCUCAUAGUCAAUAAGGAUCAAUACCGCGACAAACCUGAUGAUGACCGUGCGACAAGUCCGGAGUCCUUGUCCAGUAGCAGUCCUACACACUCGCCACUACUAAAAAACCUACCAGUUACUCCGAAAAAUGCUACGAUCAAUACGCGUCCCCGAAGAUUCUUCUCCAGUAUUCUCAACGGAGAGUCGUACGGUAGCAGACUUCAUGUGCUGACCCGGGCGGAGCGGAAGGAUUACAGCAGUCCUCCGAUAGCUUCGGAUGAUCCACCCAAGGUCUUGUCCAAAACCGAGUCAGAGAAGGUCAUCCUCCCGAGGCCGGAGACCCCACCGAAGGCGCCCCAUGUGGAGCCGCCUACUAGGGUCUCGGUUAUUCAGAGGGUACCACCGCAAAGUCAAUCUACUUCUCGGAAGGAGGAAAGUAAGAGCAAAGUCGAGAUCGAAAAGGUCGAUGAAGUACAAGAUCCCGGUCCAGUACAGGAGCAGCCCAUAGAUUACGCGGUGCCGAAGCGCAAGGAAGAAGAUGACGAGAAGGGUCGUGAUGGUGCUUCGGUGUCACGCAAUAUUGGCAACUCCAUCGCACGGUCCCUGCUGGCGGUCAAAUUGUCCGGUUCACAGGUGGUACAGGCGGCUUCACGGCACUCUGAUGGUUCUUCCGGAGGCAGUGGUAAUGCUGGCAGUGGUUCCUCAGCAUCAUCGAACAAUGGAGGUGGCGGCGGAGCUAUGAUCAAUGGAUGCAGUAGUGGAGCGAUGAUCGGAUGCGGCGGUGGCGGUGGUGGCGGUGCCGUGGGUGGUGGCGCGGGUGCGGGCGGCAUGCCUCCCGGUGGCAACGGGGGUCGCGGAAACUACGGGCCCAGCUCACCACCGACGGGCUCCCUGCCGCCGUUCUAUGAGUCGCUGAAGGGCGGCAACAAUCUUGCGAAUUUUGCCAAUCAGUAUAACAGCGCUCAAGGAAAUGGAUAUCUCACACCGUUGACGGCGGUCGGAAUCGAGUGUGAUACCGGCCAGCAGGACGUCAACUCGCAGCACGCGCAGUACAACGCGCAGGAAGGCAAGCAGUACUCUUUACUGCAAAACGUGUGCGCGAACGUUUGCGCCUCUUACGGCCUCACGUUCAAGGAGGAGGAGGAAGAGUUGGCGGCAUACAAGAUUCAGACGAACGAUCUGCUAUCUGGUCAGUACGGCCCGUACGAUGUCACGGACGCAGGUAUGAUGGUGGACAUGGUGACUGGCGCAGUGAUGGACCCUCUGCAGUUCACGGCGGCGACCUUGACCUUUAACUCGCCACCGGACCACACAGCGUUGCUGGAGAGCCUCAGCGACGCCGCGGACCUUCUGCUGCCGAGGUUGCAAACCGAGGACGGCGGCAGUGACCUUCUGGAAGAGUCACUGCACUCGCCCGCGUCAACCGGCAGCAGCGGAACCGGUCAAGACAGCGGUCAGAUGACCACUCCCGUCGAACCUAGCGUUGAUCCUUUCCCCGAGCACAGCAUAGCCUUGACCAGGGGUUUCGAUACUAGACACUACACGACUCCGCAACACUUCAAUGCGUCCAAACUCUCGGGGUUGAGCUACGCUGCAGGUGAAUCCAGUUACCAGUCCCUGCAGAAGGAACGACCGGAGCUCGCUUUACACGUUAAUCAGAAUCAUCAGCAUCAGCAGAAUCAGCAGCUGCAGAUACAAGUGCAGCUGCAGCAACAUCAGCAGAAGCACCAGACCGCCGCAUCGCCGCAUCAGCAACAACAGCAAUCUCAACAGCAGCAACAGCAGCAGCAGCAUCAACAAGGUUUACUGAGUCCUGGAUUGAGCUUCGCUGGUAAUGGUUUAGAACUGGAUUCCGGUAGCAGCGUGGGCGGAAGUCUACCCAGUCCCGGCACAACCAGCUGUUCCCUGGACGGAACAUCAUCCGGCACCUCUCCGUCGUGCGCUCUGGCUGACAGCCACGCACACAGUCCAGUCGUGUCACCCACAGUCGUGAAUGCGGCCCAAUCUUCUGGUGGAGCAGUCAGCGAACCUCAUAUCUCGCAACGGUUGGGUUUGCCGAGCGACUGUCAAAUAGAAUUUGUUAAUGGGGGUCAUGGCAUAAAGAAUCCUCUCGCGGUCGAGGGUCAACGACAGGCGGCGACUAAUCGGGAUGAGGAGAGAGUGAGUCGCACGCCGCCUAGCAAGGAGGAUGAUCCCAGUCGCUUCAGUUGUCGCGUGUGCAGCAAGAACUUCAGCCUUCAGCGGCUCCUAAAUCGUCACAUGAAGUGUCACAGUGACGUGAAGCGUUACCUCUGCACAUUUUGCGGAAAGGGUUUCAAUGAUACGUUUGAUCUGAAGAGGCACACGAGGACACACACGGGCGUGCGACCGUACAAGUGCUACCUUUGCGAGAAGAGUUUCACGCAGAGAUGUUCGUUGGAAAGUCACGGUCAGAAAGUUCACGGCGUUCAGCACCAGUAUGCAUAUAAAGAGCGACGUGCUAAGAUGUAUGUCUGCGAGGAAUGCGGACACACUACGCACGAGCCAGAAGUGCACUAUAUCCACCUGAAGGAACAGCAUCCUUACAGUCCAGCGUUGCUCAAGUUCUACGACAAGCGGCACUUCAAGUUCACCAAUAGUAACUUCGCCAAUAUGUUGCUCCAGAGUGGCCUGUUGCAACGGGACUCGAGGAAUACGGACAGCUGCGGCCUCGCGGAACGGCGGGAGGCGGUCUCGAAGAGCAGUGACGAGUCGCAACAAACCACGAUCAGCUUCUGAAUCGGGAAUCUGUCGGCUCCGGGACCAGGAGAUUGAACGACAUGUUCUUCGUUCGGGCUGAUGAAAUUCUCAGGAAGAGGAAGUGACAUCGCGCGAACCUGCAGGUGGUUCUCACUGAAGGGACUAUGGGAGAGAACUCGCGUGAUGAAGCUUCUACGCAUCUCUUCUUACUUAGUUGUCCGGCAAAGCGACAUUACUGUUGCAAAAGGGGACGAGGGGGCACAUCUGAAGAGGACGCGUAUGUAAUUCUUCGAUCGAUGAAAGGCGAUUUUUAAGCGAUGAUGAAUGUCUUGAGUUUUUAAGCUUUGAUUCCAUAGUGUCACCACUGAGACAAAUGUUUCAAGUGAUAGGAAUUGCUUAAGAACUGAGCGAUCACAUAGGCUCUCUAUUGGACUUGGAUUCCAUCCAAGUUUGGGGAGAAGAGGGACAAAGAUGGGAGGAAGGUAGAAGACAGGCAGAAGGACAAAAGGAAAAAGAAAAGUAGGAAGAACUUACUUAGACGUCGCGAAUGAUGAUGGCGAACGUGAUUUCUCAUAUCACAGUUUCUCUCGCUGAAGAGAAUGUGGGAGAGAACUCGCGUGAUGAAGUUUCUACGCAUCUUUUCUUACUUAGCUGUCCCGCAAAGGUGAUACUCCUCGGCAUUACUGUUGCCGAGGAGGCAUGUCUGAAGAGAACGCGUAUGUAGCGUACUCCUAAUUCUUCAAUCAUGGGAGCCGAUUUUUUGAACGAUGAUGAAUGCUUUGAGAUUUUAACCUUUCAUUCCAUAGUGACUGCACAACAGGAUCGUUAUCAAGCGGAGAACUUCGACGAUCUCCUUGCGGCACUGUAAUAUUUCGACUGUACAUCCGUUUCCUUCAUCCAUCAUUAAACAAUCCUUCAAAUUUCUUAGAUAUUUACAUCUAGUAUCCUCUUAAUCCUUAGCUUUAUGUAGCGAAUUAAUCUAAUGAAAGUUUAGAAUACUGCGACUGAAUGAAUUAUAGUGGACAUGUAUGCGGGUGUGUAGGACACACGUUCACGCGAUUAGAAACAUACUAUAGGUACUAUUCAUGCGCGCGCGCUCACACGCUCAUACCUACACCUACACACAAACAGACAUACGGACACACGUGUAAGUAAUUGCAUAUGUAGAUUUUACAUGGAAUAUUGACGACGCGACGGGCCGGAUGUGGGCGCGACAACGAGCAGACCCAAAGACUCGGAUAGAACGUUUCAGGAAUGCCGAUCACCCUCAGCCACACGCGGCCAGGGGGCGGGAAGAAGUGCACGGUCAUACGGAAGACCUGUUUUUUUUUUUUUUUCUCAGAGAUGUACGGCGAGUUACGUUGCUUUUCGACUCGAUGGGCGGACGCGGACGCGAGAGACGCGAAUCCUUGGCGUCGAUCUGCGCGACCGACGUCGGAGGUUUCCUCGAUCGCGAGUUCCUCGUCAUGAAUCUUUUGUCUUCCUUAAAUCGGAGGAGCGUCGGGACAGAAGUCUGUCUCUCUUUCCCGAGUUGUCGUGCGUUGCAGAAGCGAGAUCACGUUGACAGAGCGACUUUGCGCAUUGUAGAAAUAGGGUUUGAGCUAUCGAUGCCCAGCAAGUCGGUCGUGACGAGAAUAAUUGAAGUAAAGAAAAAGAAAAAGAAAUGUUGCAGACAAAAUCGGGAGGGUCAAAGAGAAAUGAUUGUAACAUGAAACUUGGUCAUGCGGAAUGACUGCGUCUGUAUAAGACUGUUUUCAUAUUACAGACAUUUUACGACUGUUGAUUGACUGUUAACAGAAAAGCUUAAUUUUCGGAGUAUUUUACAAGUGUGCUGAAGCGAUCUGUAGUGUUUUUUAUCAAAAUAUCUUUUUAUUAGAAAAUAGCACGCAAGAAUUCUUAGCGUGUCAUUUCUCGCCUCUGACGUCAUAAUUCAACAGGCGAGGGCAAGGAAAUUUUAUCCUUAAUUUUUAUCCUUAAGGACAAAAGGUUUAUUGUGCUGUGAUUAUAUAGCAGAAAAGAAUAUAGCGAUGUAAAUAUCUUAAAUAUUGUGACAGUCAGAGACGGAGACUUUAAUUCUAAUGAUUCUCGAUACGAUCGAUUUCCCGAAUGUCGAUUGGUACGAUCAGAUGUAUUAACGUCAUCUGGUGCCGGCCUCAAUUUGCAAGGAUAUCUUUGUUAAUCAGUUGACUAGAUAGACUAGACAGAACUGAUGAUGAAAACGAGACAAUAAACCCCCAUACAGCACAAAAGUCCGAGAGACAUCGAAGGGAUGUUUAAAGGACAUUUUAUAUCCUGAGAUAUCCCUACGACGCCCUUCAGACUUUUGUAUGGGAACUUUCUUAACAUUGCACAGUCCUUAGGGCCUUUUCUAAUAGAUUUCUACUAGAACACGCUCUAGUCCGUAUGUGUCCGGCAUCCGACUGCGACGUAUUGUAGAAUAGGCCUUAUUAGCGCACCCGACAGCAUUGAUGCACUAGAUCGUACGCUAUAUGUAUGAUACAUGCAAUGUAACUCUCAAACUGAACCGCACUAUGGGUAAUCUGUGAUAUCAGCACCAAUCGAGACAAUCUCAUUCUCGCUCCUUCACGCACCGGGUUUUUUGUUUCUCCCUUUUUUUCGCUCUUGCACCAAUGGUUUUCUUCUUUCGGGCUCAGGGAAGGGACGGGGCGGCAAGAGGGAUCACGCACCGAUCACACGCACGUAGAUCGAGCUAUAUAUUACACGCACACAAACCGAUACAUCAGUUACACAGAACGGGAUUUCGUGCAAUUUUAAUGGAUUAGGACUUAGGGUUUAGAUUGUAUAUUUCAUGUCGAUCUCUGUCCAUCGGAGGGCAAGAAGCGCGAAGUUUUGGAGGUUUAGGGGUCUUAAGGGGACUCAAAGGCUCACGGUUGGCGGACGAAUUAAUUGCGACCGGGCGAGGGUUAACCCUUUGAAAUGCGACGGCUGCGAUGCCCAAAUCACCUUUUUCUCUGUUCUUCCGCCCCACGUUUCCUGUUUCUUGAAAUUAAUUUGAAACUUCGCGCGACGCUCUGAUUGAUGGGCGGAACCGACAUAAUUCGCGUAACUUUACUCUUCUCUCUUUUCUCUUGUAUUUAUUUUUGUAUCAUAGAUUAUAUAUUUUGUACUGCAAACUCUGAACGGUGUACAUAUGUAUAUAUCGUAUGCAUAGCACUUGUUCUCUCGUAGUCUACACAAACCUCGAGAUGCGCUUUGUCGAAGGGCUGAAAACGUCAUUUUCAAUGCAAAGCACCUCCUGAGGUCUUCCAAUCAUCGGGCGAGCCCUUUAUUCUCUUGGACGCCACCAAUAGCGUAGGUAGAACAGUUCUUCAAGACUGUCCUACCAGUUUUACAGGCCAAUUCCAGAACUUACUCUUACCGGAAUUUAACUCAUUAACUCUUUCAGGACUACUUUUGUACAAAAUAUACUUCUAUUUAUUUGUUUAAUCCACUAAGAGAGUCAUAUGGAAGCUUAUAUUACAAAUUUAUAAUAUUUUUUAGAAUAGGAGGAUUUAUAAUAUUUAUUUUAGUUAACAAGGGCCUUAGGGCUCUGGGACAAAAAUGUCCCUAUGGGGGAAAAAAUCUCUCACUUUUCAGUGGAUUAUUUUUGUACCAAUGGUAAACAAAAAUGAAAAAAAAAAAAUUACUGAGUGGGACAUAUAUAUAUCCCAGUGGUCCUGAAAGGGUUAACGAAGAAAAUGAGAAAUUCAUACUGCGUCCGAUGUCCGAUGUAUGACAUUUAAUCCAACAGGAGAGUUCGUUUUCUAGAGACACGUGACGCAGUGUCAAUUCUCCAUUAACAAGUUAAAGUAAAUUGUGGAACUGGGUCUUAAUCUUCGUUUGUCCUCUCGUUAUUUCACAAGGAAGUUUUCGUUUUAUCGAAAUUGAGGAUACAUACGCUCGCCCGAUGAUCGUGAGAGCUUUUGGGGUAAUACUUCCUAGUGUAAAUAGCGACUACCGAUGUUUUAAUAUAAUUCUUAUUAUACAUAUGCGUAUAAGAUAUGCGUAUUUUCAAGUCCGAUCACUUCGGCGUAGAUGCUGAUGCUCCGCCCAGAGACGCCUGUCUCGACUGUAAAUAUUAUGUUUCAUUAAAUAAAACGGCGGGCGGAAACGGGUACCAAUUAGUCCCACAAUUAUCGUAAUAUCUGACGGCAAUAACGCGCGAAUCCGUGAAGACUGGACGCGCGAGGACUGGAAUCGGGGUACGAACUUCGUGCUCGCACCUUGAAGACAAGAAUACUCAAGGGUGAUGCGCAUGCGAGCGGUACCCCUCGUCGUAUACCGCAAACUUGUGGUGUUGCGUCUUGCAUCUUAUUAUUAAUUUAGGUUCUUAGAUUUAAACGAUAUCCCUGUCCCCCAUUGUUAUUUAAUUUACCUUCAGUAUUGCCGCAAGCAAGUUAGUAGUUAACUGUCUUCUCAGUGGAUCCUUCAGGUCGAUUUCGAAUUUGAUUACUGUCAUUUUCUCCUCCCCAUUCUUUUCUUCGCUUUUGUUCUUAUCCCAGUAGAUUGCAAGUAGAUUUCUUGAAAUUCUGAGAUAUUAAUUCGCAUCAGUUUUAGUAUUUAAUAAUUCGUCAUAUACUAUUAUUAUUAUUAAUAUCAUUAUUAUUAUCAUUAUUUUAUUAUUAUUAAUAUUAAUAUUAUUAUAUCAUUAUAUAAUGUUGAUUACAGAUUCGAUUGACACAAUAUUGAUAUUAUAUUAAUAUUAUUAUUAUUAUGAUGUUAUUUUUAGUAGGAUAAUUAUCCAUGGACAACAAUUUUACAUAUUAAUAAUAAUAAUAAUUUUAUAAGUAGUUCUAUAGAUAGCUAAGAGAUAAUCUUAAAGGAAGACAGUCGUAUAUAAUAUUUAUCAGAAGCGAGGUGGUCCAUGUUGUAAAACAGGCGGAAGAAUGGCUAGUAAAUAUAGUUAUCUGACGUAAUGCGCUUUACCCAAUCAAGAAUACAGAUAUUUCAACUGAUUGAUGAUGAUAAUAUUUCCACGAUCAUUGAUAUAGUUUUCAUUUUCAGAAUUGUUUUAUUAAACAUUAUUAAUUAAUUGCCAAAUUACAAUAAUUGCCGCAUAGAUAUAAUCUGAAAUUUCAAAAUAUCUAUUCGUUCCUAAAUUUUUAUCCGUACGUUCUUUAAUAAUUUUCAACUUUAGUAAAAUCAUUGCUUGCAAAAUGAUUAAUUAACUAAAAUAGAGUUAAAAAUAAUUGAGUUGGAUAUUCUUGGUUUUCUUGGUUGGGCAAAUUUCAUAUUGGAAGUUAUAUUUUAAACAUAUGUCUAAAUUAUAUGUCUAAAUGCGAAUUGAGCGAGUGAUUGUAUGGAUUGAGUGGUAUCGUGGCAUUGUAUUAUGAGGAUACGUGCAUAUGUGUAUGGCAUAAUUUUUGGCUAUAUUUGUGGGGAGCAUAAGAAUGUACAAGCUAUAAGAGUGUACAAUAUAUUGUAAUAUACGGUGCCUAAGCCUAUAUAUAAAAUAUUACAAUUUAUUGUAUAAUGUUGAAAUAAAGGAGUGAAUAAUGCCGAAAGUACAGUUAAAACAAAUGAAUUUACUGUUGUUCGAUAUAUUAUAUUAUGCAUAGACAUAUUAUGAUAUGUCUAUGAUAUUAUGUAUGCGUGUUUCCGAUGUUUGCCAGCUUGUAAAUUCUAUUAGAGUGCGAUUGCAUAUCCGGUCGUGGUGUCUACUUAUUAACGAUCGUUAUUAAUUAUAGCUAAUGACAGAAUGGCAGUUAUGCGCUCUUAUAUCUUUGUGAGAAAUAAUAAAAUUUAUAAUAUUACAUGCACUUUA